CCUGGGGUCUCCUGAUGACUAAAUGCUUUUUUACUAAUUUUUAAAGGUUUAUAUAAAAGAGAUCAAGAACAACACAACUCAUCUUCACCAGGACAACAGAAUCUGAACUGGACGAUUAUAUCAUCUUUUGCCUAACAACUAGUAUAAAUUUCCAGUAUGGAGUGGAAAGGAAGGCUACUGGUCCAGUUGUUAAUGUUAGUAUUUGUGCUGGAAGUUAGUUUUUGCCAGCACUGGUCAUAUGGGUGGCUUCCUGGUGGUAAAAGAAAUGUCGGGGAAGUAGAGGCAACAUUCAGGAUGAUGGAUGCUGGUGACACAGUCCUCUCCAUUCCUGCCGAAUCUCCGCUGGAGAAGUUUUCACCAAUGCACACAGUGAAUGAGGUGGACGCUGAAGGUUUGCCUCUGAAGGUACACAGAUUUCCCAACAGACGAGGAAGAAUGUAAAAGAUGAUGAUAAACCUGUUUAAUUAAAACGUCUUUUACUCCUUGGGAAUAAAAUGUCUUACUGAGUCCUGAUAUCCUCCUCAUCUGAUUUUAAUAAAUGUAGCACUGGAGGUACACAUAUACUGUAAAUAAGUAUAGGUGCCAAAAACAAAAAUGUUUACACUAAUUGAUGAAAUAAUCAAUUAGACAGUCAUUUUCCACAAUGCAGAUAAUAUACACACAGACUUAUUCUUUAAAAUAGAUACAAACUUCUCAUCCACAUGGUGGCACUCUUGUGCCACCUUUAAACUCCAAACACCUCUCCCUUCUUGCUAAUAUGUUUUGUAUUAUUUGUGUAUUGGGCUGUAAUUUAUUUUAAAGUAAUAUGUCUACUGUGCUUAAUAAACAUGCCACCAGUGUUUACAUUUUUUUUCACAUAUCUGAAUGUAUGUGACGUGAGUGUAAAUGUAUUCAACCUAAUGACAGUAUAGGAGAUUAAUAAAUAAAUAAAUAAAAGACAACCAAAAAUGACUAACAUUCAAGAUAUACAGUUUAUCAUUUAAUGCAUUCCCUUUUAAAUUAUCAUGCUAUUUUACCAUUUGAGCCACAAUG
Misgurnus anguillicaudatus (oriental weatherfish) is the source of this 1032-nucleotide messenger RNA. It is a transcript of the gene gnrh3, whose product is annotated as gonadotropin-releasing hormone 3. Gene Ontology annotation, molecular function: gonadotropin-releasing hormone receptor binding; gonadotropin hormone-releasing hormone activity. The record is from RefSeq and is a predicted model, not a curated record. Gene Ontology annotation, biological process: reproductive process; multicellular organism development. Lineage: Eukaryota; Metazoa; Chordata; Actinopteri; Cypriniformes; Cobitidae. Gene Ontology annotation, cellular component: extracellular region.